UUUUGGUGUGUGUAGUGUGCGUUGGUGUAUGCUACUACAUUACUACCUUGAUAGAAACACAACAAGAGGCCACAAAGCCAGUGACUGGACCGGCAGCAUCUGCUAGAGUGCAGAUUAAGCUAGAUGUUGGGUUUUACCUUCUCAUAUUUGCAGGUGGUAUGUCUGUGAUGUCUGUGGGAUGCAGCUGGCUACGACCAGCACACAUUUUCCAGGAUGGAGAUGCAGCUCCCUUAGUAGAAGAGUGGGGUGGCCUAGAGGGCAUGGAGACCUUUUCUGUUCCUCCAGGUAGUUCCCUAGGACCCUACAUGCCCUACCUACAUGAUAUGGAGCCUCCCCCACCAGUUGAAGGGCACCCUCCUCCUCCAUACACUCCAUAGUAAUUUUAUUCCAGAUUAGAAACCAAAGGUUAAGGAUAUGUUUUAUUUCUCAUAUUUAUUUGUUUUCUCCAGAGUUAAUCAUAUUUCCAUAUAUUGAUAGAAUAUACGAAAACACACAUGCGUCAAUGUAUAUAUUUUUUCUGUGCAGGGUUGUGAUAUAUAAUUUUUGUGCAGGGCUUUGACUUUGCAUCACUCCUAGUAUUAAAACUAUUAUUUUGGUGUAAGAUAAUCAAGCUUUGAAAUUUAUUGUAUCUAAAUAAAUCAUUAUUGUCUUGUUAGCAGAGACUAUUCAAGACAAAGCUGCAGCUUUUUUAUCAUCAUUUUCAAAGAAGCAGAUACACUGAUUGCAUCUGUUCUACGUAAAAGAUGAUAGUAUGUGAGAAAGAGAAAGGAAAUUGUUUGUAAAAGAGUAUAAAUAUAGUAUAAGUACACUGUCCAGAUUAGUUUUUUCUUUUCUAUUUAAAUUCCUUGUCCUGCUUAUUUUUUUCUACUUUGUUUAUACUUUUCACUAGCAUGUAGUUACCAGGGAGUCAAUUUCUAGGUCUGCCUGAUCUCAUCUAUUUACCCCAUUUUUGGAUUUUUAAAAUUCUUAAUGCUGUUAUUGAUAGCAUCAUAUCAUUAUUGUUAUUAACAUUAAAUGUAAUGAUAAUAAUAACUUCCAGAAAUUAAAGGAAUGGGGUAAGCAGGUGAGAUCUCGUAGGUCUUGUAAUGGACUCCUUGGUGACUAAGGAGGGAGCCAACAGUGUGUAAAUAAAAUUGUUAAGAUGGAACGAGUGGGCAAAGCAUGUAUACAUGGAUUCCCAGUUUCAAUUUAUUAGGUUUGUAAUGGCACUAGGCAGGUACAAAAAAUAAAAAUUAUAAAUCUGUAUCACUUAGUACCUAAACUAAAAGUCAGUCCUUAGUUUUUGUAUAUAUGCUUCAUGCACAUCAGCAUAAAGAGUAAUACAAACAAAACAAAUGAGGCACUGAAAUGAUGUGAUUGGAAUUAAUAUCUAAUGUUAGUAGUGUAUUUUCAAGCUUGUCCUUCAGGAACACAGUAUUUUACCUGAACAAAAUUUGUAUAGUAGCUAAUAGUUGUCCAAGAAAAGUUUUUUGAAUAUAAAAGGAAUAGCAAAAAAUGUUAAUUCUGA
This is a messenger RNA of Penaeus vannamei (Pacific white shrimp), 1507 nucleotides long. Lineage: Eukaryota; Metazoa; Arthropoda; Malacostraca; Decapoda; Penaeidae. The record is from RefSeq and is a predicted model, not a curated record.